Diuraphis noxia (Russian wheat aphid) is the source of this 749-nucleotide messenger RNA. RefSeq names its product ER membrane protein complex subunit 5 (gene EMC5). Lineage: Eukaryota; Metazoa; Arthropoda; Insecta; Hemiptera; Aphididae. The record is from RefSeq and is a predicted model, not a curated record. Gene Ontology annotation, cellular component: Golgi apparatus; EMC complex; early endosome.
UUUAUCAAGAUAUUGAUUCCGUCGACGGCUCCAAUUGAACAACUUGGACACUUGGUGAACUUUUACAAWUUACAGUCGGCAUUCGGCGUUACUUGUUUAGUUGUAUCAGGGUUUCGCUCUUAUUUCAUUCUGAAAUUUUGACGUUCUCGGCACUCCAACGUCACUGACAUGUUCAACUUGUACAAACAAAUAUUCGCUCUUGGUAUACUGUCGUUACUGCAUGCAGCGUAUUCAGCGGCUCAGCAUCGAUCUUAUUUACGAAUAACGGAACAAGAAUUUGAUGGAUUGCCAUUUGAUAUAUUUGUGCAAGGUGUAAUCAGUCUUUUUAUAUCAAUGUAUGGAAUAUUGUACUUGGCAGGCGAUUUUAAAGAAGUGAGAGCUAUUGAAGAAUUGGAAUGCAAGACAUGGGAGACAUUACAUAACACACCUGCAUUUUAUAUAUUUAAUCACAGGGGUAAAACUCUGUUCUCUAAUAAGUUUUAAUUAAUUGGUAAAAAUCCAAGAAACUGAGAAUGUCAUAUUUCAAAACUUGGAAUGGAUUUUUUUUAUUUUGGUAUUUAUUUAAGAUGUUGUGUAUAUAAUUUUACUUAACAAUAUUAUAUUCACUUAUUUUAAAUAUAUUUGCGGUUGCUUCAUUUAAUUAUAAAAUACUUAAAUUAGAUUGUGGCUAAUUAAGAUAUAGCUUAAGACAAAUUCAUUUUAUAYUUAAAAUAUUAUUGAAAUUUAAAAUAAAAUAAGUAGACACACUA